Messenger RNA from Pongo pygmaeus (Bornean orangutan), 1759 nucleotides. RefSeq names its product dolichyl-phosphate mannosyltransferase subunit 2, regulatory (gene DPM2). Gene Ontology annotation, molecular function: enzyme regulator activity. The transcript is spliced from 4 exons. The coding region runs from base 869 to 1123 and encodes 84 amino acids. NCBI's taxonomy places the organism in Eukaryota, Metazoa, Chordata, Mammalia, Primates, Hominidae. Gene Ontology annotation, biological process: dolichol phosphate mannose biosynthetic process; GPI anchor biosynthetic process. The record is from RefSeq and is a predicted model, not a curated record. Gene Ontology annotation, cellular component: dolichol-phosphate-mannose synthase complex; endoplasmic reticulum membrane.
CAAAAAAACCUUCCCGGCUGGCUUCCCUGAGGAACGUGGCGUCCCAGUGAGACCGGAUGGGUGAGGAGCAGCCGGCCAGUGAGUGAUGGGGGACCGCGUUCCUAUCUUGGAGCUGAAGAAGCGUGGAAGAUGAUCUGGCCCAACAUCCCUUUGUUCUCAGAGGAAGGGCCUUCCAAGACCGGGGAGGGGCCUGUGCGUGGGUCCCGGUCCGAAACGUGUCUGGGCUGCUGCGAGAGGUAGUCGGUGAAGGAAGGGAGGGGACAUCCGAAGGGUGGCCAGGGAGGCCGGGAGAUGGUAAGGAGGGCGCCUCCUCUCCACCAAUCCAAAUCCUCCCCAUCCAUGCGGGAUAGGGACAGACCCUCCCCCGCCCACCUUGGGCUUGAAAGUGAACGUUUUCUGCACCUCUCCCACCUACAGACUAGGUAGGGCCCCCGGUUCCCGUGUCGGCUUCACCACUGACUCGAAUUGGGAUCUACCUUUCUCUGAGCCUCGCUUUUCCCAUCUGAAAAAUGGAACUUCCGAUCCCGCACUCCCAUCCACUCUGGCCCCGGGACUCUGGGAUACUUAGAGAUUGGCUUUUGGUGGGGCGGCGACAGGACUGUGGCCAUGAAGGCCAGGGGGUCUGGGUCCCCAACUCGGUCCCAUUCCCUAGGGAGAUUCGGGCAGCAACCGGCCCCACAAUGCUCUUGAGAACUACACUUCCCCGAUAUGCAAAGGGGAGGAGGCGGUUCCUGCUAGUCUCCGACGACGUGGGCCCGAGCAGGCCUGGGGACUACGACUCCCGGCGUGCUCCGCAAUCCAAAGCCGGAAGAGCGUGGACCCGGAACCGGAUGUGGCUUGCGGCUCCGGUGGCCGAGCGCGCGGGGAAAUGGCCACGGGGACAGACCAGGUGGUGGGACUCGGCCUCGUCGCCGUUAGCCUGAUCAUCUUCACCUACUACACCGCCUGGGUGAUUCUCUUGCCAUUCAUCGACAGUCAGCAUGUCAUCCACAAGUAUUUCCUGCCUCGAGCCUAUGCUGUCGCCAUCCCACUGGCUGCAGGCCUCCUGUUGCUCCUGUUUGUGGGACUGUUCAUCUCCUACGUGAUGCUGAAGAGCAAGAGAGUGCCCAAGAAGGCUCAGUGAAGGUCCCGCGGGGAUGAGGCUGCCAGCCCCUUCUCUGCUUCCCCUCCAGCACAGGGACCAAGUUGGGGAGCCUGCAGAACCUGUCCAGGCACAGUGGCUCCUCAAGCCUGCCUGUCCUGCAGAGUCCCCAUGGCAUGGAGUUUACCCCUGACUGACUGGAGCCCCCUCCCCGACUCCCACUUCCAGAAGCUAGGAGGGAGGGAUACCUGGAAGACUCCGGUCACCCCCUUCUUGCUCAGGGCCUAAAAGUUGCUGGUCCUCCCAACCUCACUCUCAGACUCCCUGCCACCUUUUUCCCUGGGUUCUGCCAUCUUGCCUCACUUCCCCUCCUGUCACUUGCUGACGUUGGACUUAGCAGGUUCUAAGGCCGCAUGUGUGACCUCUCUGACCUCUCUCCACAAAUCCUGCUCCUCCACCAAGGCAGCUUUCCUUAGCCUGACACAGCUCCAGACCCCACAAAGCCUUCUGGACCUGGAAAGCCUGGAGAAGGACUGACAGACCCCAGGACCAGCCCUGGGGCUCAGGGCAGCCACCCUGGGCCGCUGACCGACCGACUGCUCCUCAUGGAGGCCCAGCCCCAAAGCCCCAGGGCUGGCCUGUUUGGGACAGCUGACCAAUAAACACUGAUUGUGUGUU